UUCAAUCUUCCAACCACAAUCUCACCCAUUGACAUUGAUUGCUGAGUCUUUUCCUCCCCAACCUGUUUUCUUGUUCUGAUUAAGUUCUUCUUGGCUUUGAAUCCCAGUCCUUGUUUUCCCCAUGGAUUGUGUGAGCCCAAUCCUGGAUGUCGCUACUCGCUUGUGGGAUUGCACUGCCAAGCGUGCUGUUUACAUCCGUCAUCUCCCACAAAAUCUCAACUCUUUGAGAACUGCAAUGGGGGAACUCAAGAACCUAUACAAAGAUGUGAAGGAAAGGGUGGAACGUGAAGAGAAACUUCAGAAGAAGCGUACUCAUGUAGUCGAUGGCUGGCUCCGCAAUGUAGAAGCCAUGGAAGAACAAGUGAAGGAAAUAUUGGCCAAAGGUGAUGAAGAAAUCCAGAAGAAAUGUCUCGGAACCUGUUGUCCUAAAAACUGUGGCGCUAGCUACAAGCUUGGCAAGAUGGUACUUGAAAAGAUGGAUGCUGUGACGGUAAAGAAGACGGAGGGCUCAAAUUUCAGUGUAGUUGCUGAACCUUUCCCUAGUCCUCCCGUGAUCGAGAGGCCUCUGGACAAGACUGUGGGCCAAGAUUUGUUGUUUGGGAAGGUCUGGAAAUGGCUCCAAGAUGAUGGAGAGCAGGUAAGCAGUAUCGGAUUAUAUGGAAUGGGGGGUGUGGGCAAAACCACCCUCUUGACCAGGAUCAACAAUGAGCUCCUCAAAACCAGGCUUGAAUUUGAUGCAGUGAUUUGGGUGACUGUGUCCAGACCAGCCAAUGUGGAAAAAGUUCAGCAAGUUCUUUUCAAUAAAUUGGAGAUUGGGAAAGAUAAAUGGGAAGAUAGGAGUGAGGAUGAAAGGGCAGAAGAAAUAUUCAAUGUCCUGAAGACAAAGAAAUUUGUGCUUUUGUUAGAUGACAUAUGGGAGCGGCUGGAUCUAUCCAAAGUUGGUAUUCCUCCUCUGAAUCAUCAAGAUAAGUUGAAGAUGGUAUUUACAACGCGAUCUAAACAAGUGUGCCAAAAGAUGGAAUCUACCAAGAGCAUUGAAGUGAAUUGCCUCCCAUGGGAGGAAGCUUUUGCUCUGUUUCAGACCAAGGUAGGAGCAGACACCAUAAGUUCUCAUCCAGAUAUACCAAAGCUGGCGGAGAUGGUUGCCAAAGAGUGUGACGGCUUACCACUUGCCCUCAUCACCACAGGGCGAGCAAUGGCGGGAGCAAAAGCACCCGAGGAAUGGGAGAAAAAAAUAGAAAUGUUGAAGAAUUCUCCUGCAAAGUUUCCAGGUACGGAGGAGGAUUUGUUUCGAGUAUUAGCAAUCAGUUAUGAUAGCCUACCCGAUGAAGCCAAAAAAUCGUGUUUCCUAUAUUGCUCUUUAUUUCCGGAGGAUUAUGAAAUCUCUCAACGAAAUCUUAUACAACUUUGGAUCGGGGAGGGUUUUCUGGAUGAAUAUGACAACUUACAAGAAGCAAGAAAUCAAGGAGAAGAAGUUAUUAAAAGUUUACAGCUUGCAUGUCUAUUGGAGAAUGGCAGAUCUCGAUUUUACGUAAAAGAAAAAUAUUUGAAGAUGCAUGAUGUUAUUCGUGAGAUGGCUUUGUGGUUGGCCCGCAAAAACGGGAAGAAGAAGAACAAAUUUGUGGUAAAAGAUGGAGUUGAAUCGAUCAGAGCAGAAGUUGAAAAAUGGAAAGAGACACAGAGGAUAUCAUUGUGGAAUACCAACAUUGAAGAACUUAGGGAACCACCAUAUUUCCCUAUUAUGGAGACCUUUUUGACAUCAUGUGAGUAUAUUGAGUCAUUUCCAAAUAGAUUAUUUACAAACAUGCCUGUUAUAAGAGUUUUGGACUUGUCAAACAAUUUUGAACUUAAAGUGUUACCUGUGGAGAUUGGAAACUUAGUUACCUUGCAAUAUCUUAAUUUGUCGGCGACCGAUAUAGAAUACUUACCUGUGGAGUUCAAGAAUUUGAAAAGAUUAAGGUGCUUGAUAUUGAAUGAUAUGUAUUUUCUUGUGUCACUUCCAUCUCAAAUUGUAUCGAGUCUUUCCUCUUUGCAAUUGUUCAGCAUGUAUAGCACGCUUGUAAGGUCAAACUUUACAGGAGAUGAUGAAAGAAGGUUAUUAGAAGAGUUAGAGCAGUUGGAACACAUUGAUGAUAUAUAUAUCCACCUUACAAGUGUAUCAUCCAUCCAAACAUUAUUGAACUCCCACAAGUUGCAAAGAUCCACAAGAUUCCUACUAUUAUUUUCUGAGCGUAUGAACCUGCUCCAACUAUCCCUUUAUAUAGAGACACUCCAUAUUACAAAUUGUGUUGAAUUGCAAGAUGUGAAAAUCAAUUUUGAAAAGGAAGUGGUGGUCUACUCAAAAUUCCCAAGGCACCAAUGCUUGAACAACCUUUGUGAUGUCAGAAUAGAUGGAUGUGGUAAAUUGUUGAAUUUGACAUGGCUUAUUUGUGCUCCAAGCCUUCAAUUUCUAAGUGUUAAAUUCUGUGAAUCAAUGGAAAAAGUGAUAGAUGAUGAAAGGAGUGAAGUUUUAGAAAUUGAAGUAGAUCAUUUGGGUGUAUUCUCGAGACUCACAUCUCUCACUUUAGUAAUGCUACGAAAGCUAAGAAGUAUACAUAAACGUGCCCUAUCUUUUCCAUCUCUCAGAUACAUCCAUGUGUAUGCAUGUCCAAGUUUGAGGAAGCUGCCAUUUGAUUCCAAUACUGGAGUGAGCAAGAAAUUAGAGAAAAUCAAGGGAAAGCAAGAAUGGUGGGAUGGUUUGGAGUGGGAGGAUCAAACCAUUAUGCACAACCUCACUCCAUAUUUUCAACCCAUAGAGCACCCAAGGGAUUCAUCUCAUUAAAGAUAGUUUGGCACUUGGGAGUCGUGGAGCCAUUAGAUUACGCACAACCGCGAGGAAACAAUCCCUUAAUCUCCACAAAAUUCAAAAACCAAAAUGCAGAAGCUCAAAGGAAGACAUGGCAAUCUUCUCCGAUCCCCACAAGCCUCGAAUAGUGCACAUCAUCCUCAUCAUUCACCAUUCAAACCAUUGCUGGAUCUUCACCGGGCAUUUUCAUCUUUUCCAGUACUGCACAUGAGCUUCCAUGUCUACAAACUUGAGCUCUAAGCUUUGAUUAUCUUGUCAGAGCUUCUGUUUUACUUCCAUUAGUCUCUUGUCAGCUUGUGCCAUAAAACUUGAAGAUGAUGAUAAAUAUGGAUUCAACGCUUUUGUAUUGAAAGGAAGCUUGAAUUGGCAAUUUUUCCAUAUUUCCCUUUUCC
Messenger RNA from Vitis vinifera (wine grape), 3237 nucleotides. Its product is annotated as disease resistance protein RPS5. NCBI's taxonomy places the organism in Eukaryota, Viridiplantae, Streptophyta, Magnoliopsida, Vitales, Vitaceae. The record is from RefSeq and is a predicted model, not a curated record. Gene Ontology annotation, molecular function: ADP binding; protein binding.